UAUCUCGGCGGAUCUGCAGUCUCUUUUGGGUCUCCGGCUUGUUAACACCGUGUCAAAAUGACGGAUCCUUUGCCCCCCUGGAACUUCAAAUGGGUCGUCAAGAACGAGCUGGUCAUCAUGGGCUACCCAAAGAACGAGGCGAACAUCCUUUAUCUGGUCCAACAGGGCAUCACCCAUCUGGUGUCAUUGUCUCCUGAAAAACAGCCUCCAUUCGAGCAUUUUCCGUUCCAUUUCAGGUGGACGCCGAUCGACGUGCUCGAAUUCGAACCGCCGACGUUAAGCCAGAUAAUAAACUUCAUAAACAUCUGCAAAACUGCACAUUUUAACAAGGAGUCAGUUGCUGUCCACUGCCGGCUCGGACGUGGCAGAAGCGGAGUCAUGGCUGCCUGUUACUUGGUCAGGUUCUACGAAAUGCGUCCUGAAUACGCGUGCACGUCUGUGCGUCUUCUGCAGCCGGGCGCCAUCGAGACGUACAGCCAGGAAAGAACAGUCCACGCCUAUUACGACUACCUCAGGCAAGGAGAGAAAGAGCCUUUGGACGAGGUAGAUAUAUACGUGAAGUCGAUCCCUAGGCCACACUGGGACUACAAACUGAGGAGGAAGCGCAUCUUCGACCAUGAAUACUGAUCUCAUUGAAAACUAACUUUCAUAUUUAUUUAUAUGUUUCCUGAUAAAAAGAAAAAUAUUUACAUUAAAAAUCAAUGCACUAUUGACAAAAUACAAUUCGUCUUUCAAUUUAUGAAGGAAACAUUAAAUAUUUAAACG
This is a messenger RNA of Cimex lectularius (bed bug), 765 nucleotides long. Its product is annotated as dual specificity protein phosphatase 23-like. The coding region runs from base 58 to 627 and encodes 189 amino acids. The record is from RefSeq and is a predicted model, not a curated record. The transcript has 2 exons. Gene Ontology annotation, biological process: cilium assembly; protein dephosphorylation. NCBI's taxonomy places the organism in Eukaryota, Metazoa, Arthropoda, Insecta, Hemiptera, Cimicidae. Gene Ontology annotation, molecular function: protein tyrosine/serine/threonine phosphatase activity.